Messenger RNA from Acaulospora morrowiae, 537 nucleotides. The record is from the annotation of a GenBank genome assembly. NCBI's taxonomy places the organism in Eukaryota, Fungi, Glomeromycota, Glomeromycetes, Diversisporales, Acaulosporaceae.
AUGGACAGAUUUAUAUCUUCAACGGAAUUAGAAGAAUCUAGGCGUAAGAGAGAAGAAGAAUGGAAGGCGGCAUACGAAAGAAUUGGUCAAAAACCGCCAGCAAAAGAAGAAGAAGUAUACGAUCCUCGUACUUUAUACGAACGCUUACAAGAACAAAAAAUGAAGAAAGAAGAAUUAUUUCAGGAAAUGACAAGAUUUAGUAAUCUAAUUCAUAGGCUUGACGAGGAUGAAAUAGAGUUUUUGGUAACAUUAGAAAAUGAGGAACGUGUCAAGGAAUUGGAAAAGAUGAAAAAAGUUGAAGAGGAACUUGAAGAAUUCAGAAGGGCGGCAGCUAAAGCUAAUGAAGAAGCAAUACCCAAACUUGUAGUUCCCCAAACACCAGCACCGGUUAAGAACGUGCUGAAAAGAGAUGCACAACGCAUGAUUUUAAAUAACGCAAUAAAGAAAACCAGUAAUUCCAUAGUACGUAAAAAGUCUCUAGAUAAAGAAAGCGUUAGUUCUGAUGAACAAUCGAGAGAAGCUAAAAGACAGAAGUGA